CCGAGCGGACAACAGGUGCAUCAGCUCCCCCCCCUGCUCGGCUGGAUAAUGCCCACUGACUCCUUCAUCUGUGCAGGGCUUCCUCAUUUCCACCCGGGACUGGCUCAGGUUUGCAUGUCCUGAUUAUCUCCCAGCAGCCACAAAGAUGCCUUUUCCUCCCAUCAGCCUGCAGCAGCGCAUCUCCUCGCCUGGCAGGGAGCUGUUCGGGAAAAAGAAAGCCUGCAGCGCGGUGCCGGUUCCUCCUCAGACUGAACCCGAGAAAGAAAAGCAGCAGGCCACUUCUUGGGCAUCUGCGAAUUUAAGGAAUCUAGGGCGAAGGACGCAGCAGGAGAAGCACAAAAGCCAACCCCAGAAGUGCGCUGCUGCUGCUGGGGGAGAGACUCAGGGAAAAGCGAAGGAUGCGUCCAAAGCAGUGCGGCGCUCCAGCUCCAUGGACUCCAGCAGACACCUCAGGAGAGAAGAAGGGCACAGGGAGAUCCAGUUCAGCCUCAGCCUCACCCCCGAGGCCAUUCUCGUCAUACAAAAGCGGAAUUUAGAAAAGCAGAUGCUGGCCAAGCAGCAGAAGUGCUGCGCGUCCGCGGACUUUCGGCACCGGAGAGUUUUCCCAUCAUCCAAAAAGGCGCACGGCGGCUCCAACAAGGGCUGCGCUCCCGACAGCAGCAGCCCGGAGCAGGACAUCAGCGCCAUCGUCAAAAUCUCGCUGCUCAACGACCAAUACAAGUACGACGACGUGGAGUACGAGGAGGAGGACGGGGACGUGGACGAGACUGUUGUGAGGAAGUGUAAAGAGUGGCUGAAGGGGGUGGAAAACGCAGCCGCUUUGGGAAAAGUGGACAAACUUAACGCGCUUCCGCACCUCAAAGGCUGCUAACACUUGAUGAUGUCCAAUCUUUUAGUUUUUUUAAACUUGGACUAUAGUGAAGAAGACGUAAUGGUCACUGAUGUUGGCCCAGUUUUUUGAAAAUGAGUAGUAAAUCCACUCCAUGAUGAAUGUCAAUUCAUGCCGCGACUAAUGCUGCGUUCCAUUUACCUCGGAAGUCGGAACUCGGAACUGGGAAUUACGUCACAGCCGAGUUAUCAGCGUUCCAGUUACAAAGUAGGAAAACAAGUUUGUAGUUCGCAUAUACCACAUGAAAAAUUUUAAUGACUCUAUAGCAGCAUAUAUAUGCCGAACAAUACUUGCAUACGACUGAUUUAGUGUGACCAAAACUAGAAUGAAGUGCUACGAAUUUUUACAGAGCUCUCUUCUACUGUUUACAACCGGGGCAGCCAUCUUGGAAUGUGAACUCGGGGGUGGUGAAGACUCUCCCACUUUCCCAGUGGGAAAUCCCACUUCGAGGGGCGUUCCAGUUGAAAAUUCCGACUGGGAACUGGGAAAUCCCCACUUCCGAGGACAAAUGGAACGCGGCAUAAAUAGGCCUAAUACUGGUUUCAAAGAGUCACGUGAUGAAUAAAUCAGACAAGAUCAUUCACCAGCCGCAACAAAAGUAGGAGGCCUGUUGCAGUCUGGGUCUCCUUCAUUCAGCAGUGUUUGCUGUGCGCCCUCUUAAAGACGGCGUGUUUUGCAACAGUAAUGCCAAUUCAAUGUUGUUUUUAGUUUUAUUUUCACAUUUUACAGUCAUUCUUUGCACAUGGCCUUUGUUUUCAGUGGCGCGCCUGCGGAUUGGCAGAGGAGUGUGCGUAAAGGCACGCGUAACCGUUCCUUUGUGCUGGAGAACAAUAAACUGUGGACAACAGGGCUUUCUGCGCCUGCUACUGAAGCCAAACUGGAGUCUUUAUUUUCUUUCUAAUAAGAGGGAUACAUUCUUUGUCUGAGUUUAUGUACAGUAUUUAAUAUUUAAUAAUUAUUUUUGCUGUUGGAUUGUUCUCAGCUGAUGAGUUUCAUCCAUUUUUGGUUAAAAUAUUAAUAAUCAUAGACCUUUUUGAAUCAUUUAAAAGUUCAUUUCUGAUGGUGCAUCUAACAUAGUUCCUUUCCUAAUUUGCUGUCGCAUAGGUUUUUGUGUCUGUACCUGUGACCGGCCCCCACAGCAUUUUAAAGACUCUUUGAGCUUCCCGGGACCAUUUGGGCAUUAGUGUAGUAAGCUUCUUAGAUUUCCUGUUAAUCAGGGUUGACCAGUGUACUGCUGGACCCAGGUGCAUGAUCCCAGGGGCGUCAAUUGGGUAUGGCAAGGUAUGGCAGCCGCCACACCUUUGCUUCAAGGGUUAAAUGUAAAUGUUUGUUUUUUUAAAUACAUUUAUGGAAUAACUACAAAUGCAAAUAAGAACAACAUGAUCGAUUUCACUAGUUAUUACACACUGCAAAAACUCAAAAUCUUAACAAGAAUAUUUGUCUUAUUUCUAGUUAAAAUGUCUCAUUUUUAGUCUCAUUUUUUUAAAAUCUCCUUACAUUUAAAACAAGACUCAAA
Molecule: messenger RNA, 2405 nt
Organism: Cololabis saira (Pacific saury)
Lineage: Eukaryota; Metazoa; Chordata; Actinopteri; Beloniformes; Belonidae
Gene: prr18
Product: proline rich 18
Exons: 1
Coding region: 146-871 (241 amino acids)
Source: RefSeq, a predicted model, not a curated record